AUGCUAGCUGGCAUUUUGUUCUACAUCGCGGAAUACUUUUACGCCGUUAGCGCAGCAUUUAUCAAGAUCAGUGUUGCAGUAACCCUUCUGCGCAUUGCUGUCGGCCGACCUGUGCUGAAGGGCGUGAUAUGGGGACUCAUUGCUCUGACCGUAAUUGCUGCUCUUGUCUUUGUUGUUGGCAUUGCCAACAUUUGCCAUCCGAUAGAGACACUGUGGGGUAUGGCCAAUGGCAAGUGCAACCUGCAACUGAACACGGAUGUCAGCCUAUUCUUUUCAGCUAUCGAGAUCCUCACCGACUUUAGCCUAUCACUACUUCCUGCAGUCUUACUGUGGAACGUCCAAAUGGUAUGUGCUGAUGAAACUCGAUACACACGAGAUCCUCACAUUGCUCUCGAGGAGAAUACUGACUGUGAACAGAAAGGGAAGGUGAAGGGAUCAGUAGCAGUCAUGCUUGCCCUGGCCUCAUUUGCCUCUUGUGCAACCAUCAUCCGACUCAAGUUUCUCACAUUAUACAGCGACCCUGGCGAGUUCAUUUACGGUACUGGAAAGAUUGGAUUCUGGUCUUUGACUGAAGAAGGCAUUGGAAUCAUCGCUGGCUCACUACCCGCACUUCGGCCCCUACUCAACCUUCGCAUCAGGAUCACCACAACCUCGAACAACACCCCAGCUGCAUCAAACGCACAUUUCGAGGCAUCUCGAGGCAAGCAGCCUUCGUCGCGCGCACCCAUCAAGAUGGAUACAUUCCAGACUCUUGGCGAAAACGAUUUCGAUCACAGCGAUGGUGACAGCCAGAAGAAUAUCAUAAAGGAGACUAGGUACACGGUGACGUCGACGCAGCUGCAGCCGAAACAAAGUUACGACAUGGGCUGGGACGAUAAGCGGCCCGACCAUGUCUCCCAUGUGUAG
Parastagonospora nodorum SN15 is the source of this 906-nucleotide messenger RNA. RefSeq lists its product as hypothetical. The record is from RefSeq and is a predicted model, not a curated record. Lineage: Eukaryota; Fungi; Ascomycota; Dothideomycetes; Pleosporales; Phaeosphaeriaceae. The transcript has 4 exons. Bases 1 to 906 code for a protein of 301 amino acids.